Molecule: messenger RNA, 4841 nt
Organism: Labeo rohita (rohu)
Lineage: Eukaryota; Metazoa; Chordata; Actinopteri; Cypriniformes; Cyprinidae
Gene: b3galt1a
Product: UDP-Gal:betaGlcNAc beta 1,3-galactosyltransferase, polypeptide 1a
Exons: 2
Coding region: 921-1910 (329 amino acids)
Cellular component (GO): membrane
Molecular function (GO): N-acetyl-beta-D-glucosaminide beta-(1,3)-galactosyltransferase activity
Source: RefSeq, a predicted model, not a curated record
CGUUCUAUAACCCGCUGCAGCGCACCACCUCGCAACCAUUCGACCGCUUGUUCCAUACACCGUCCAUUCGCAUUGUGCUCUGGAGGAAACUGGCAGGAUUUCACCAAUGCGGAUAAUUCGACCAUAAAGAUCCGCAUACAGCCUAAAAACGGGAUCUUUGAAGAAAACAAACACCCCCUCAUAUGCGAAGAGCACAUCUCGGGUUUCUGUGACCUACAGACGAAGAGACAUCCUGCAGCACCUGAACUGAGAAGCAUUUCUGUCCACUCCAUCCUAUAUGCUUUAUUAAUGAUGUCGGAACAGACGCAAUGCAGUGAUGACCUACAGUGAUAGAAGGUCAAUCAUUGGAAAGUGGAUGCAAAUCUCAGCACAAUCGGAAGAGUACAGAAGCUUCUAGAAACAGCUAGAACAGUGGUUCUCAACUAUUUUGACUCAUUGUCAGCAGUUUUCAAUGCUUAAGGUAGGAUAUUUCUGCUGUAAGAUUGCUCGUAAACAAAUUGGGAAACAAGCAGAAAUAGUAAAAUGAGGGGAAAAAGAAAUAUGAUUUCUUGAUUUCAUGUAUUUUAAGCAUUUUAAUAAAAUGUUAAUGUAUUAACAAAAUUAUUAAUAUCAGUUGAAUAAAUCAUAUUCAACAGAAUACUUUUAAGUCAUCCUGUGGCCCCCUUGUGGGCCCUAGUGGGAUUGCCUGGUUGAGAACAUCUGAUCUAGAAUGUGAAUAAUGUGAGUAAAGGAGGCCAUGAGGAAAAUGUUCCGUAACGUUUGUGUUUCUAGAAAGAACGCUUCUGAACACAAUUAAACCAGCACUGACAUCAAAAGAUGGAUGGUUUGUGCUUAACUAAGCGAUGUUUUCCAAAUAACUACACGUGAUUGGCCAGUGGGCUGUACGUGUGUGAUUGACAGGUGAUCCAGCCACUGACGAGAUGCCUUCAAAGGUGUCAUGCCUGUAUUUGCUGACUGUGGUCUGCUGGGCCAGUGCGCUGUGGUAUUUCAGUGGCUCUCGGCCCUCAACCACCUACGUGGGUCAUAUGACCUUCACCCCUCGCAAACCGCUCCCGAGACUCUCGAAGAACGACUCGUUCAGCAACAUCCGAACGCGCACUCUCAACCCUCACAAUUUCAAGUUCCUCAUCAACGAGCCCAACAAAUGCGAAAGCAUAACACCCUUCCUUGUCCUCCUCAUCAGCACCAACCACAAGGAGUUUGACGCCCGCCAGGCGAUCCGGGAGACGUGGGGAGAUGAAAACACAUUCGGCGAUGUUCGCAUUUUGACGCUGUUCCUUCUUGGGUACAGCCCUGAACCUGUCCUCAACCAGAUGGUGGAACAAGAAAGCCAGAUCUUCCAUGACAUCCUAGUGGAGGACUUUGUGGAUUCCUACCACAAUUUGACUCUGAAGACUCUCAUGGGUAUGCGAUGGGUGUCCUUGUUUUGUCCCAACACGCAGUACGUCAUGAAAACAGACAGUGAUAUUUUUGUCAACAUGGACAAUUUAGUAUUUAACCUGCUGAGACCCAACUCCAAACCAAGGCGGCGCUUUUUCACAGGGCAUGUGAUAAACGGUGGACCCAUACGUGAUGUUCACAGUAAGUGGUUCAUGCCCAGAGAGCUUUACCCUGAUAGCAGGUACCCACCGUUUUGCUCUGGUACUGGAUACGUCUUUUCCGGAGACAUUGCAGAGCUGGUUUAUAAGACCUCCCUCCAUACGAGACUCCUACAUUUGGAGGAUGUGUACGUGGGAAUGUGCCUGCGGAAACUAGGCAUUCAGCCUUUCCAGAACAGUGGAUUCAAUCACUGGAAAAUGACCUACAGUCUUUGCCGCUACCGAAAAGUCUUGACUGUACAUCAGAUCUCACCAGAGGAGAUAUUAAGAAUAUGGAACGAUAUGUCUAAUAAGAAACAUCUCAAAUGCUAGCGAAUGUGAGGUGGUUGCGGAAUAAUGUGAUAUUGAAAACAUGGUUAUUUACUGGUAUUAACAGGACUGGCCUGGUGCAGCAAUACAGUCUGUAUACGUGCAACACAGAAUACACUAAUAAAGCCGAUGUCAGUCUGUAGAGCAGUGGUUCCCAGCCACGUUCCUGGAGGCCCCCCAACGCUGCAUGUUUUCCAUGUCUCCUUAAUCAAACACACCUGAUUUCUGAUCAUCAGAUCAUUAGUAGAGACUCCAAGGCCUGAAAUGGGUGUGUCAGACAAAGGAGAGAUACAUAAUGUGCAGUGUUGGGAGGCCUCCAGGAACAUGGUUGGGAACCACUGCUGUUGAACAACAUGCGCAGGGACAAACUGGAUUCACAAGGUAUUUCCAAUGGUUAUAAAAUGGUGUUUUUGGCCUUACAUAUUUACAUUAUUCAUAUACCAGGCCGCUGUGAAAUGCUUUAUAUUAAUAAUGCCAACUUUCAAAUGAACACCAUAUUAUGAGAAAUAGCAGUGCAGUAUUUACUAUUCCAGAUGUCUGCUAUAAACUACAUUUAUUCUACAUUUAUUCUACAUUUACAUCUCUCUUUAAAUGAAUGAUAACUAGAAUAACCCAUGAGAAUGCAUAUUUAUGUGUAGUUCAAGCCUUUGCAAAGCAGUAGAGCUCAGUUUCAUAACUGUGGGUAGGAAAAUUUAGCUUUUUAGGUUACAAUUAUAUAAUGAAUGCAGAAAUAGAUGGUGUACACACACACACACACUUUAAAGAGUUAGUUCACCCAAAAAUGAAAACUAGCCUAUAGUUUACUCACCCUCCAGGCAUCAUAGGUGUACAUGACUUGAGUCUUUCAGACGAAUCCAGUUGGAGUUAUAUCAAUAAUCAUCCUGGCAUUUCCAAGUUUUAUCAUUGCAUAGAUGGGGGUUUCUCUUCGCCAGUCCAAAUAAAAUGCAUCCAUCCAUCCGUGAAUAAAGGCCUCCUGUAGCAAAUUGAUGCAUUUUUGUAGGAAAAAUAUCCAUGUUUUCACGUUACGUCAUCAAUCUGGAAGUUGGUGAUUGCAGCGGCAUUGAGUGUAAACAAUGCCACUGAACCAAACGGAACUCACGUACAGGCUUGGCGAAAAAAUGAAGAAACGGAAGUAAUUCAUUAUGUCAGGAUAAGAAAUAGAAGGAAGAACUAUCGGAUCAUCAGCCUGCGACAACGGGGGCAGAUCGUAUGGAUGUUUAUCACCUAUUACAAAGCUGGACAAUAUGGACUGCCAUGUGGCCUUUGCAAGUUGUACAUUUACUGCACUGCAUUCGUGUUCCAAAAUGUCAUUUGUGUGGAAAUAUUACCUUGUUAUUAUAUUUAGUCUGUAAAAGGCCAUUAACAGCUGAAGACGGACAUAACGGGAGAAAAUACUAUAGCAGGCAGAUCACUCUCACUGUUCACAAUGCACGAAAUAUUGGAAGAAACCCAUAAUAAUGAAUUAGGGGUAGGAGUUUUUAUGAAUGUGUCUCUGAGGGGAACUGUCUUUUUUUCAGAAAAGUUUACAUGGCAUCUUUUCAUCUAGCAGCUGUAUAACGCGUUAUAAACCCGCAUAGCGAAACUUUGUGUACAGCAGUAACCAAGGAAACACUAUGGCUGCUUAGCCUUGAGCCCUGUAUUAACUUUAGUUUGUCAAAAUAAAACGACCUUUCCUGCUUACUAAGUCCUUCUCUAUAUGAUUUAGCAGCUUCCACACAUUUUCCGUGGUUUAGACAGCAAAAAUUAGUAGAGCAAGGUCUUCAGUGGUACACUAACCAUGCAAUCAAUGCUUCUGUUUACAUAUGAGUAUCGCCGCAAUGGCCGCGCAUCCGGGUAACUGACCAGAAUGUGACGUCGGUGCAAACCCUCUAUUUAAAACGGAAGAGCUGGUCGUACCCGGAAGCAGCGCCAGGUGGACGGCGUCGCGCAUGCACUGCGCAGAUUUAGAAGAUUUCGAUAUACAAAAGAAACUUUGCUUCCUUUCCUCCUGUAAACAAACGUUGGUUUUCACGAGACACACCAACGCAUGCGGAACGCCGUCGUCCUACUUCAUCCACCCGGUGCUGCGUCGGGGUACGACCAGCUGGCACAAGCUAGAUUAAAGUGAUUAUUACGUUUUAGAUAUGGAUAUUGUUCUUACAAAAACACACCGAUUCGCUACAGGAGGCCUUUAUUUACCCCCUGGAGCCGUGUGAGGCACUUUUUAUUUUGGAUGGAUACAUUUUAUUGGACUUGUUUUGGACUGAUGAAGUGAAACACCUGCCCAUGCAGUGAUAGAGCUUGGAAAUGCCAGGAUAAUUUUUAAUACAACUCCAAUUGGAUUCGUCUUAAAGAAGGAAGUAAUAUACACCUAGGAUGUCUGGAGGGUGAGUAAAUUAUGAGCUAAUUUUCAUUUUUGGGUGAACCCUUUAAUUCUGCAUGCAGUACUUACAUUUUUUUGUAAAGGGGUUGUAUUGUUUUUUGUAUUAUUAUUAUUUAAAUUGUAUAUUUUGUUAUAUUGUUUUUUAUAUAAUUGAUUUUGUAAAUAUUUACUUCAUUUUUUUGCACCUAAAUUUAGUUUGUGACUAUUUUCCAAUCUCUUAAACUUUUAAAAUCUGAAAGUUACAAUAUUUUUCAUAGUAUAAUUAACGUUUUAUUAAAAAAAAAAAUGAACAUUUAAUUUCUCAUGAUGACCUCUUUUACAUAAGGAGCUAUGCAAAAUACUCCAAGCAAUCUGGCUAAAUUUGAGAAACAUGCUUAAACCAAUCGCCCGAGCAUAAUGUAACCCCAUAAUAUAACUGGAACAAAAAAGUCAAUUUUUCACUUUUACAAAUAAUAGGUACUUUGUAUUUUUGACGACCAUCUUGAGUGAUGCAGUGUGUGCUGCAUUACUGUACAUUUAGCCAUUUGAUUGUACUGCUGAUGGAUGAAUGAAACAGGACGGGGAUUAAAUCU